AUGUGCGUCCCCACGGGACCGUCGCAGGGACCGUCCUCGGGGCCGCUGGGGGAGAGGCAGGCCUCUCUCACUGUCGAUUGGCUCGACCUGUGCCGGCGGCACGCCCUCCCCACUCCGAUUGGCUGGUGUGGCCCCGCCCCCCGGGCGGGCGGUGUCGGCGGCAGCAGCAUGGCGGCGGCGGCGGGGGCCAUGGCGGCGGAGGAGGCGGAGGAGGCGCUGGGGCUCUUCACCGGCAUCGGCCUCAGCGAGGCCAAAGCGCGCGAGACGCUGCGCAACGGGGCGCUCAGCGCGCUGCUCCGCCGGGCCGUGCUGCAGGCUCGGAGCGCGCUAGGGCCGGCCCUGGACAAAGCCACCGGGACGCUGCUGUACAACGCGGCCGCCCGUCUCAGGGACCCGAAGCACCUCGGCUUCCUUGUCGGCUACAUCGCCCGCAGGGAGAUCCUCACCGACCUGCAGCUCAGCGCCGCCCUGGAGUACGUGAGGAGCCAUCCCCUGGAGCCCCUGGACGUGGCGGACUUUGAGCGGGCCUGCGGCGUGGGGGUGUGCGUCACCCCGGAGCAGAUCGAGGAGGCGGUGGAGGCCGUGAUCGGACAGCACCGAGCAGAGCUGUUGGCGGAACGCUACCACUUCAACAUGGGGCUGCUGAUGGGGGAGGCACGGAGCCGGCUGCGGUGGGCAGACGGGAAGACCAUCAAGAAUGAAGUGGACCUGCAGGUGCUGCAUUUGCUGGGGCCAAAGACAGAAGCUGACCUGGAAAAGAAGCCAAAGACUACAAAGGCCCGGCCGGCCCCGACAGAGAAGCAGAAGGCAGCUGUGGUGGAGAAUGGCGAGGUGGGCGUGGAGACGCGGUCGCUGCUGGAACAGCUGCGCGGAGAAGCCCUCAAGUUUCACAAGCCAGGAGAGAACUAUAAGACGGAGGGCUACGUGGUGACGCCCAACACCAUGGCUCUGCUGAAGCAGCACCUGGCAAUCACGGGUGGGCAGGUACGGACACGAUUCCCUCCUGAGCCCAACGGCAUCCUGCACAUUGGCCAUGCCAAGGCCAUCAACUUCAACUUUGGCUAUGCCAAGGCCAACGGUGGCGUGUGCUUCCUGCGCUAUGAUGACACCAACCCCGAAAAAGAGGAGGAGAAGUACUUCACGGCCAUCCGGGAGAUGGUGGAGUGGCUGGGCUACCAGCCCUAUGCAGUGACCCACGCGUCAGAUUACUUUGACCAGCUCUACAUCUGGGCCCUGGAGCUCAUCCGCAGGGGCCAGGCAUACAUCUGCCAUCAGAAGGUCGAUGAGAUCAAGGGCCACAACCCACCGCCCUCCCCAUGGCGGGACCGACCCGUGGAGGAGUCGCUCCUGCUCUUUGAGGACAUGCGAAAGGGCAAGUUUGGGGAGGGAGAGGCCACGCUGCGGAUGAAGCUCGUGAUGGAGGAUGGGAAGAUGGACCCCGUCGCCUACCGUGUCAAGUUCACUCCCCACCACCGCACCGGGGACAAGUGGUGCAUCUACCCCACAUAUGACUACACACAUUGCCUCUGCGACUCCAUUGAGCACAUCACGCACUCCCUCUGCACCAAGGAGUUCCAGGCCAGGCGCUCCUCCUACUUCUGGCUGUGCAACGCGCUGGAUGUCUACUGCCCUGUGCAGUGGGAGUACGGGCGCCUGAACCUGCUCUACACCGUCGUCUCCAAGAGGAAGAUCAUCCGGCUGGUGGAGACAGGUGCUGUGAGGGACUGGGAUGACCCGCGGCUCUUCACGCUGACAGCCCUGCGCCGGCGAGGCUUCCCCCCCGAGGCCAUCAACAACUUCUGUGCCCGGGUAGGUGUGACGGUGGCCCAGGCAACGAUGGAGCCACAUCUGCUGGAGGCAUGUGCACGGGAGGUGCUGAACGAGCAGGCCCCUCGUGCCAUGGCCGUCCUGGAACCCCUCAAGGUCACCAUCACCAACUUCCCUGCCCCAAAGGCACUCGAGGUCCUUGUCCCCAACUUUCCAGCCGAUGAGAGCCGGGGUUUCCACAAAGUGCCGUUCCAGCCCACUAUCUACAUCGAGGAGACGGACUUCAGGGAGGAGCUGAACAAGGGCUACAAGCGCCUGGCCCCUGGGCAGCCAGUGGGGCUGCGCCACGCUGGCUACAUCAUUGCCGUCCAGAAUGUCAUCAAGGACGCCAGUGGGCGCGUGAUUGAGCUGGAGGUGACCUGCACCAAGUCAGAUGUGGCAGAGAAGCCCAAAGCCUUCAUCCACUGGGUGUCGGAGCCACUGGCAUGUGAAGUGCGGCUCUACGAGCAGCUGUUUUUGCACAAAAAUCCCGAGGACCUGUCAGAGGUGCCCGGCGGCUUUCUGAGUGACCUCAACCCUGACUCCCUGCGGGUGGUCUGCAAUGCCCUCGUCGACAGCUCCGUCGUCUCCGCCCGGCCCUUCGACAAGUUCCAGUUUGAGCGUCUGGGCUACUUCUCGGUGGACCCCGACAGCAAGGAGGGGAAGAUGGUGUUCAACCGGACAGUGACACUGAAGGAGGACCCCGGCAAGGCCUGAAGGACCCGCUGCUGCCGCCUCGCCAUGGUGCUGCUUCCCUGGGGGGCCCCGGGCA
Molecule: messenger RNA, 2578 nt
Organism: Gavia stellata (red-throated loon)
Lineage: Eukaryota; Metazoa; Chordata; Aves; Gaviiformes; Gaviidae
Gene: QARS1
Product: glutaminyl-tRNA synthetase 1
Exons: 25
Coding region: 1-2523 (840 amino acids)
Biological process (GO): glutaminyl-tRNA aminoacylation; translation
Cellular component (GO): cytosol; cytoplasm; aminoacyl-tRNA synthetase multienzyme complex
Molecular function (GO): ATP binding; glutamine-tRNA ligase activity
Source: RefSeq, a predicted model, not a curated record